CCCUGCGUGUAUCAAUACUCGCGAGACGGUCGAUAUGUUUCACCGUUUUCACCCGUCACUCCGGACCCUGCGGACACCCACGCCACCCCCCGUGGAGUGCGCGUGGUUCGUUCCGUCUGCGCGUGGAGUCACGAGGGCCGGCGCGCGGACACUCCCCACUUCCGGGUUCCGCGAUCGCAUUUCGGAGGAGGAGGGUGUUGUCGUUACGCAGCCGGACAGUCGAACCGCAGUCCGUCGGCACGCGAACAUGGGCUCGGGUCCGAGGCGCGCGCUCCUCCUCGCUUUGGUCGCCGCGUGCUCCGUGGGGUGCGCGCGGCCGCAGUUCGUGCCACCGUACACCGAAGAGUGUCGGAGCGGCAUGUACCCACCAAAAGGCCCCACGUUCAAAGGUGCGGUCACGUGGUACACCGUGAACCUCGACUUGCCUCCAGCCAAGAGGUGGACGGAUGUGAUGAGCGACAAGAAGGAUGACCUGCUCGGCAUGAUCCAGGUGGUCCGAGACUUGGCAAACGCGUUCGUCCCUAGCGGGAAGCUCCUCGAUAUUGUGGACCGGGACCUGCCGCUCCUUCUGGACACGCUCCCCUUUCCCUUCAACGAGGAGAUCCGAGGCAUCUCCGCCGCGUCUGGCGUUCCCCUCGGGGAGGUGCUGCUCUUCAACAUUUUCUACGAAGUUUUUACCGCGUGCACCUCGGUGGUGGCCGAGGACUCCAAUGGGCAUUUGUUCCAUGCAAGGAAUCUGGACUUUGGUUUGUUCAUGGGGUGGGAUGUGAGGAACAAGUCAUGGCUUAUGACUGAGAAGCUCAGACCGCUUGUGGUCAACGUGGACUUCCAGAGGAACAACAAGACCGUCUUCAAGUCAACCAGCUUUGCCGGUUAUGUGGGCAUGUUGACAGGCAUCCAUCCACAUGCUUUCACCCUGACCAUGAAUGAGCGCUUCAGCCUUGACGGAGGAUACAUAGGUAUCAUGGAGUGGAUCCUGGGCAAGAGGGACGGGAUGUGGAUGAGCUUUCUGACCCGCUCUGUGCUGGAGAACGCCACCAGCUAUGAGGAGGCCAAGCAGAAGCUGUCUCAAACCAAGCUGCUGGCUCCAGCCUACUUCAUUCUGGGUGGGAACCAGACCGGUCAGGGCUGUGUGAUAACCAGGUCCAGGGUGCUCAGCCUCGACAUCUGGGAGCUGGACCGCACCCUGGGCAGGUGGUAUGUGCUGGAGACCAACUACGACCACUGGAAGGAGCCGCUGUUCUUGGACGACCGCCGGACACCAGCCAUGAAGUGCAUGAAUCAGACCACGCGGGCGAACAUUUCACCGAAGACACUCUAUGAUGUCUUAUCAACAAAGCCGGUUCUGAACAAGUUGACCACCUACACGACGCUCAUGGACGUGUCUGAGGGCCGCUUGGAGUCCUACAUCCGCGACUGCCCCGACCCCUGCAUGCCGUGGUGAAGACACCAACCACUGGCCCUUGAUCACUUCCACAUUUUGUUCCUCCUCGUAGUUUCAUGGUUCCUGGUUCUUUUCAAUGUGUGAUACUCUUGAUUGAAACUGUUGCCUGUACUUUGCUGUAGGGAGCAGAGCAUUCUGGGUAAACAUUUCCCUGGUCCAUAUGAAUGCUGACCAUUUAAGUCAGCUGCUGCUUUCCUGGAAACACAACACAUGCCAACCAUCUGCACACAUGGAUUUCUGCUGCCAGUGUGUACAGAUCCUUGCUGUAGUCCCUUAACCACAGAGGAUCACAUUCAUUAGAACUCCAUGAAAGAUAAGUGCUGCUGGAGCCUCAUCUACAACAAAUUAAUAGUUUUGUUUUGCCUGUUGGCUUCUCAUCUUUCAUGCUGUAAAGAAUAACAGCAAUUCUGCUUGUUUUCUAAUCCCAGUCUGGUUCAGUGGCAUGUUUGCUAUGGAAAAGAGCCUCCCCAUUUGAGUAUGGCUCAUGUUGCAAGUUUGUGUUUCAGGAAACCAGUAUCCAGCAGCACUACUCCCCAUGUAAAGGUAUGAGGUAAACAUGGUACCUGUGAGAUGUGUACUCACUCUCAGUAUUGACUGUUUCUCAGCCUUUGAAUUUUGGUUAAAAGCAUUAAAUGUUUAGCUUGUACUGAAUUAAUUUUCUUAAUGACCAAAUCAGAUAUGACUGGGCCAUGAUUGGGGGGGGGGUUAGGGUGUGUAUCCUAUUGUGUCCUGCAGCACUUGAUGGCUUCUGCUUUUCAACAUUCCUCUAACUACUGAAAUAUUCACAGCUGCCUCUAUCACUGUUUAAAUGUAAACAAUGUAGAUUGAAAUUACUGUGAUUGGCUAUUGGCUGCAUUUCCUGUACCUGCCUUAAUACUUCUACUGAAAGCCAAUGAAUUAUGGCCAGUUUAUAAAUAUGUAAUGUUGAAGUAAGACUCAGGUGCGUUUGUCCUAUUUUUUGAAGUUGAUGGG
Scleropages formosus (Asian bonytongue) is the source of this 2416-nucleotide messenger RNA. It is a transcript of the gene asah1b, whose product is annotated as N-acylsphingosine amidohydrolase (acid ceramidase) 1b. Gene Ontology annotation, molecular function: N-acylsphingosine amidohydrolase activity. The coding region runs from base 35 to 1444 and encodes 469 amino acids. Lineage: Eukaryota; Metazoa; Chordata; Actinopteri; Osteoglossiformes; Osteoglossidae. The transcript is spliced from 14 exons. The record is from RefSeq and is a predicted model, not a curated record.